AUGAUAAGCCCCACGGCCAUUUUGGCCGACUUAUCUGUCACCAUGGUGAGUCCCCACGGCCCCAGCCCUCAGGAUCCCAAGUUAACAGGGGAAUUAUCGGCCGCUCCUGAUAGCUUGGGUGUCCAGAGGACCAGUGGAGAUGAGCGGGCAGCCUCAGAGAAACCCUGUCACCAGGCACAUACCUGGUUCCUCGAAGAAGCACUCUUGCCUCUAGACAACAACCCUAAACCUAAACUGUGUGUCUUAUUCCUUCAGCUUUCCAAAGUGAUCAAUCUUAACGUUGGGGGUCAGAUCUACACGACAACACUGGACACUCUGACGCAGUUCCCCGGCUCCAAGUUGUCCCAGAUGUUCACUGGUCCCACCAGACUGCCGGUGGACUCCAGAGGCAGGCUCUUCAUUGACAGGAAAGGCAUCUUCUUCAAGUACAUCCUGGAGUUCCUUCGCACCCGGGAGCCACCCAGCCAUUUUGUGGAGGAGAUCUACCAGGAAGCCUUGUUCUACGGCGUCGAGCCCCUGGUCAAGGUGAUCGAGGACCUGCCCAAGACCUACGGCGAGGCGGUCGGCAGGCAGAGUUUCCUGGCGCAGGUGGCCAACUAUGAGGAGAACAUCGAACUCAUCGUUCGUCUGGCCAGGGCCAACGCCGUGUCCGCCCGCCGGUCCACCGUGGUGGUUUGUGUCGUCAAGAGCAAGGAGGACGAUGCAGAGCGCCUGAAAGCCGUGGGCGAUCUUGGCGCCGACAUGGAGCCCGUGGUGAAAUUUGGUCCGUGGGACCCUUCCCCCACCGUUUCCGAUAUGCUGUUCUGCAUCAAAAUGGACAUUGAGAAGAAGGGCUAUAAGGUUUCUUACCAACCUUACAAGAUAGCGUGUAGGCCUCUAUCCAAGCCUUGCAACAUCUUCUACGCGUUAAUUUUCACUUGGUGGUAACACCUUAUACAGCGGUUUAAGAAGGAACUGCAGAUGCUGGAAAAAUAGAAGGAAGACAAAAAUGCUGGAGAAACCCAGCGGGUGAGACAGCAUCUAUGGAGCAAAGGAAUUUUACUCCAUAGACGCUGCCUCCCCGCUGAGUUUCUCCGGCAUUUUUGUCUACCUUACAUU
Messenger RNA from Leucoraja erinaceus (little skate), 1098 nucleotides. Its product is annotated as BTB/POZ domain-containing protein KCTD14-like. The coding region runs from base 1 to 927 and encodes 308 amino acids. Gene Ontology annotation, biological process: protein homooligomerization. The record is from RefSeq and is a predicted model, not a curated record. Lineage: Eukaryota; Metazoa; Chordata; Chondrichthyes; Rajiformes; Rajidae. The transcript has 3 exons. Gene Ontology annotation, molecular function: protein binding.